Molecule: messenger RNA, 1056 nt
Organism: Planococcus citri (citrus mealybug)
Lineage: Eukaryota; Metazoa; Arthropoda; Insecta; Hemiptera; Pseudococcidae
Product: early growth response protein 1-B-like
Exons: 2
Coding region: 87-761 (224 amino acids)
Biological process (GO): regulation of transcription by RNA polymerase II
Molecular function (GO): DNA-binding transcription factor activity, RNA polymerase II-specific; RNA polymerase II cis-regulatory region sequence-specific DNA binding
Source: RefSeq, a predicted model, not a curated record
UAGAUGUGGUCAACUUGACACAUUAUCAUUAUACAGUUUUAUACGCUUAAAGUGGUGAUAACAGUGCGCGACAUUUUUAACGCGAUAUGACAUCGAUGAUGAAGAUUUUCCGACCCUGGACAGAAGCUGACGAAAAAAAUGCCAAAGCAGAGGAUGAUUCGAAGAUGGAAAUUAUCAGAGAUUCGGCUUUUACCAGAGUACCGGAGCCACAUCCGGUUAAUCAGGUCGAUUUCCCAAUUUAUGACGGAUUACCUUACGUGUUCGCUAACGGAGAUGUAUACGCUGGCGCCGGUGUUGGCGGCUUUGAUGACUGGAAUUUUCACUCGUUACCAUUUACUGCUGCGGAAACCAUGGCGCAAAAUUUAAGUUAUCUGGAUCCGGCCUAUUUGAGUAUGGCUUUUCCUGAAAUCUACGGCAGUAAAAUAGCCAAGUUGAAGCAGAGACCGAAGAAGUUCCGGUGUCCGCAUUGUAAAGUGUCGUUUAGUAAUAAUGGACAGCUCAAGGGUCACGUGAGAAUACAUACUGGUGAAAGACCUUUCAAAUGUGAUUCAGAAAAAUGCGGCAAAAGUUUCACUAGAAACGAAGAAUUAACCAGACACAAAAGGAUUCACACUGGUUUACGUCCCUAUCCUUGCGAUCAAUGCGGUAAACGAUUCGGCCGAAAGGAUCACCUAAAGAAGCACAUAAAGACACAUUUUCCGCAACCGCGAUUCUUGGACGCUAAUUUGGUCUCUUUGUAUCCGAUUUUGUUCGGAUAUUAGCGACGAGCCUACCUUGAUUUCGAUAUAUUUUCGCAACCUUACCUAUAAAAUAAGUAUAAACAGAGAUUUUAAGACUGACAAGUGAAUAGAAAAAAUGUAUCGACUUAUGUAGGUCGGUAAGUUGAUUUUCGACUUUUGAGAAAUAUUUUUAAUUUCAACUUUCAUUAUUAUUAUUAUUUUUGUGAUACCUAUAAUAUUUUUUUGUAUUUUUAUACACUUUUUCUUAGUCGAGACUUUUGUAUUUUUUGUAUUUUUUUCAAGCUUAAGAUUUUGUAUUUACUUUUGUUUGUGUGUG